UUCAGGACUUGCUAUAUAGCAGUUUCAAUUUAUCGUUAUUAUAGUUUUUAAUUAUUUUAGUUUUUUUAAUUUAUUUUUCACGUUGUCAAUAGUAUCCCUGUUGCAAAUAAUUUUCUUUGUAUACCAUGACUCUACAAAGAUUAUUAUUUCUUAGAAUUCACUUAAAGAAUGACAACAUAAACAUAAUCGAAGUUGCCUGAAAUGCAAUUACUGCCUUUAAAUACGUGAUUGUUUACGAUUCCGAGAAAGAUCUGUUGAUUGACUCUAGAAUGGAUGAACAAAUUUCUGCAUUUUGUGUGGCAUUGGAACGAGAUGGAACUACUUUUGCUCAAUCGGCUGUCCAAUUUGAUGAAACUGCACAACAUGAUAUUGCAAUAUUUUACUACAAUGAAGCUAUACAAGCAUUAUUUAUGGCCAAAGAAGAAGGUUCGAGAAUUCCAAACAUUGACAGCCGUAUAAAAGAUUAUGCUGAAAGAGUACAUUUCUUGAAAGAAAAAUGUACGAAUGUAAAAUCCACAAAGACAGACAGAAAAACACCAGAACAAUUUGAUGUAGAGAGAGCGGCAUUUCUCGUACAACAAGCCUUUGAAGAAGAUGAAAAGGAAAAUAAAGAAGAAGCAGUAGAAUUGUACACACAAGCUGUGGAAUUGUGUAUUAAAGUUCGUCAAGAAACUAGUGAUGUUCCUUUACAAGACCGAGUUACAAAUCUUGCCAAGCAGGCUUUGAACAGGGCUGAGAUUUUGAAAGGCUGUAAGAAAGAAACACCACAGCAUAUUCCAACAACGCAUAGUACUGGUAAGACUGUUUUGAAAGAUAUACAUACAAGAAAAGUUGUUCCACCUUUGGGUUUUGGGGCUUUCAAAGAUGACAAUGAGAAACGCAAAGCGAAAAGCCCUACUGCUGGACCUUCAAGCCGCAAUAUAUCUGGACCUGGUGUUUACAGUAAAGAGGAAAUCAAUGUAUUGAGGCAUUCUUCUUUCAUUAACAAAAAGGAAUAUGUUCCAUUUAUGUCAGUUGAUAAAUUAGAAAGAUUUGCUUUUCCUCUACCAAUGACUGAUAAGCAUGGCAAACUGACACUAUCUCCAAAACAAUUAGAAAAUUUUGCAAGAUGGGCUCGACCAGAAGAAUUCUGUGAUAAUCCAAAAAUGAUAUAUACCAUUUCUAGUUUUAGUAUCCGUCAGACUAUUGUAUCUGACUGCAGUUUUGUUGCAUCUCUUGCUAUUGCUGCACAAUAUGAAAGACGUUUUGAUAAGAAAUUGAUAACAAGUAUUAUUUACCCUCAGAACAAACUUGGUGAGCCUAUAUAUAAUCCAUGUGGGAAAUACAUGAUCAAAUUGCAUCUCAAUGGGGUGCCAAGGAAGGUGAUCAUAGAUGACUAUUUACCUCUUGGUCGUAAUUCGGAACUACUCUGUUCAUUUUCUAAUAAUCGAAGUGAACUAUGGGUCUCGCUUUUGGAGAAGGCAUACAUGAAAGUGAUGGGUGGCUAUGAUUUUCCAGGAUCAAAUUCGAAUAUCGAUCUCAAUGCACUAACUGGAUGGAUUCCAGAGCGUAUAUCUAUUGUAUCUACUACCUCACCAUUUGAUAAAGAUAACGUAUUUAAGCGCAUUUUUGAGCGGUUUCACAAAGGUGACUGUCUAGUUACAAUGUCUACUGGUGACAUAAAUGAAAGUGAAGCUGAACGUGCUGGUCUUGUUCCUACUCAUGCAUAUGCUAUGUUAGACAUCAAAGACGUUAAAGGUCGAAAAUUAUUCAUGUUAAAAAACCCUUGGAAUCAUCUCAGGUGGAAAGGAAGAUUUUCUGAGCAUGAUACUAAACAUUGGACUCCAGAAAUGCAAAGUAUUUUAAACUACGAUCCUAAAAGUGCCCAGAGCUUUGAUAAUGGAGUAUUUUGGAUAGAUUAUGAAUCUAUUUGCCAUUUUUAUGAAGUAAUCCACAUCAACUGGAACCCAGAAUUAUUCAAGCAUACCACUUGUAUACACAGUGCCUGGCAAGCCAGAGAGGGACCAAAGAAAGACAGCUACAAUAUUAGUUUCAACCCACAGUAUCAUCUUGAAGUUAAAAGUACUCAGCCAUCUACAUUAUGGAUCCUAUUAACUCGGCAUAUUACAGAUAAGGAUGACUUUGCAAACAACCGUGAAUUUAUUACACUAUUAGUAUACAAGAGUGAUGGGAAGAGAGUUUUCUAUCCAUAUGACCCACCACCUUAUAUUGAUGGGGUAAGAAUCAACAGCCCUCACUAUUUAUGUAAGCUGGAUGAGGAACCUGGAGUUAAUUCAUACACUUUGAUUGUUUCACAGUAUGAAAAGAAUAAUUCUAUCUAUUAUACUUUACGUGUUUAUGCUAAUUCUGAGUUCACUCUCACAAGCAUUGUGGACCUCUACAAAAAAGAAUAUGGCAGAAAAGUCACAGGACACUGGACAGGAAUAAGUGCUGGAGGUUGUGCUAAUUAUCCAGAAACGCAUAAAUAUAACCCUAUUUACCAGAUAAAUAUUGACAAUCACCUCAGUGAUAAUAAUAUUUUGAUUGAGUUGAUGGGACCAAAGCAAUAUGCUGUUGGUUUUGAGAUAAUAGCAGUCAGUGAAAAUAUUCCUAAUGCCCCAGGAGCCUUCAAGCGGAAAACGUCUGGCGAUUUUCGGCCUGGAUAUAGUGUACUGCAGCUGGACAACAUCUCUGGGGGAAUAUAUAACCUUAUGCCGUGUACAUUUCAUCCAGGGAAAGAGGGACCAUUCUUUUUAGAAGUUAGCAGUUCCUCUUCUAUUUCAGUUGCAAAACUUCAGUGAAAGAUGAUGCAAUAUCCAGAUUCAUAUCACACAUUGUUUUGACACUGCCAGAUGAAUGUGAAAACCUGAAAAUUGAUAUUUUGACAGCUUAAUUUAAGUUUUUUGCGCUACAAUGUUUACUGUAGGACUAAGAUAUUUAAGUUAAAAUUUCAAAGUUUGUUUAUUUCUUUCAAGAUUUUAAGUGAAGUACAUAUAUCCUAGCAUAAUCUAGUAAUUUAGCUAUCAGAAAAUUUAAAAGAAGCAUCAAUUUUGUUGCACUGGAUAAACAAAGAUUUCAUAUUACAGUUAGAUAUAAGUGUAUUUUCGGGUUUCUUUUUAAUAUUUUGGCUGUGAACAAUGCUAACAAGCAAUUAGCUUUUGGCAGAAAAAUGGGAACUUGUUUUGAAAACUGAAGUUGAAUAUUUUAUGAUUUGUUAUUAUGUAAAGCUUAAAAUUUUAGUCGUAAAACACUUCUAUAUUUGAAAUUUGUUUCUUCUUUUUUUUUCAUUUUACAUUUAAGAGAUUCUCAGUUUGUGGGGUGUUUUUUUUUAUUUUAUUUUUUUUUUUUUUUUUAUAUACAACACAAAACCAAAAAUGUUUGGUUUUGUUUAAAAUAAUUUAGUCUGAAUCUCUUCACCAUUUGACAUUCAAAUUAUGUCAUUAUUUUUGUUAUCGAUUUUAACAUUAAAAGAACAAAACGACCUCUUCAUGCUUUAUGAUUACAGAACUAAAUAAAAUACUAAAAU
This is a messenger RNA of Octopus sinensis (East Asian common octopus), 3505 nucleotides long. Its product is annotated as calpain-7. The record is from RefSeq and is a predicted model, not a curated record. Gene Ontology annotation, molecular function: calcium-dependent cysteine-type endopeptidase activity. The coding region runs from base 270 to 2780 and encodes 836 amino acids. Lineage: Eukaryota; Metazoa; Mollusca; Cephalopoda; Octopoda; Octopodidae. Gene Ontology annotation, biological process: proteolysis. The transcript is spliced from 22 exons.